UUGUCUCCACUCUUUAGAUCCAGAAUCAUACUUUUUACAAGUGUUGUCAAUGCCUUCGCCAGCCCUAUCCUACCACGUCGCCAGCGACGCCGAGCGCAAGGCAGCAGUGCAGGUGCGGAUCCGUGUAUUCGUCGAAAUCCAGGGAUUCCCGCUGGAGGAAGAAGUGGAUGAAUACGACAAGACCGCUCUGCACAUCGUAUGCACCGACGACGGUGCCGUGGUUGGCACCCUGCGGGUGCUGCGCUCGCCUGGCGUGGCCAAGAUCGGGCGCGUAGUCAUAGUGCCCGAGUACCAGGGAAAGGGGAUCGGCAAGCAGAUGAUGCGGUUCGCCGAGUCGUACGUGGCCGAAAACUACGAGGACUGCAUGCUCACAAAAUUGGGGAGCCAGCUCGACAAGCGCGGAUUCUAUGAGAGCUGCGGGUAUGUGGCCGAAGGCGAUGUUUACGACGACUUGGGGUGUCCGCACAUCUGGAUGUACAAGCCUGUUGUUCGCACAUAAUCGAAAACAAAACAGCACAUGCCAUAUUUAGUAGAAGCCUUGGUCAGCUUGCGGUGUACGACGGUGCUAUCUGUGGUACACGUGCGUGGUAAUGCGGGUGCCAUCCCAGAGAUCGCCGAGAUGUAUGGAUAUGCGGGUGUUGUUAUCGCAGCGAGCCGAUUUGCAUUGGAGUGGAUUACGUCUUUGCCCCACGUUUUCGGGCCUCUGCCAACGUGGGGCAAAUACCCAGAUCUCUUUAGUUGAUGUGGUAUGGUUGAGCGGGGGAGUGUGCCCUGCAAAGCUGCUAUUUUUGGGAGAGGAACAUGAAGUAGAAUGCAAAAG
Messenger RNA from Linderina pennispora, 820 nucleotides. Its product is annotated as acetyltransferase, gnat family. The record is from RefSeq and is a predicted model, not a curated record. Gene Ontology annotation, molecular function: N-acetyltransferase activity. NCBI's taxonomy places the organism in Eukaryota, Fungi, Kickxellomycota, Kickxellomycetes, Kickxellales, Kickxellaceae. Bases 50 to 499 code for a protein of 149 amino acids. The transcript has a single exon.